AUACACUUAUGCAGUGACCUACUAACACAGAUCCAUGAGUCAGGAGCCACCUUCAGAGGAAAAACCAGACCAGGAGAGGACCGAGCAUCGGAUCCGCAACUUGUAGGAUUUUCAUCGAGUUUUCUACCUGCUGAUCUCACCUGAUGGAACACCUGGACCAGGAGCCCUGAGCCGGAUCCCGACGGGGACCGAGUCGUCCACCCAGGUGCUGAAAAGAUUUCCUUGACACCUCUGGAUUUAAUCCGGCUGCUGCGUCCAAGCAUCAUGGUGACCAGUUAAAGCCGUCUGAGCACCCUGAACGCAGCUUACCUUUAUAAUAUGCAAUCAAUCAAGCAGGAGGUGGACUCCAGCGGGUCCUACAGCGGGGAGGACGCCUUAGUCCUGGCUGUGGCCUUGCAAGAUGCCAACAGAGAUCUGAUGGGCCACAAGAUCUCAGGGAUGCCCUUCAAGACUAAGACGAGCUGUCGGAGGAAGAGGGAGUUCAUCCCGGAGGAGAAGAAGGACAACGUGUACUGGGAGAGACGGAGGAAGAACAACGAGGCGGCCAAACGCUCCCGAGAGAAGAGACGUAUAAACGACAUAGUGCUGGAGAACAAGCUCAUGGAGCUCGGAGAGGAGAACACGUCCCUGAAGGCCGAGUUGCUGUCGCUGAAGCUGAAGUUCGGCCUCAUGAGCUCGGCAGCGUACGCACAAGAAGUCCAGAAGCUGUCCACUUCUGUCAGCCUCUACCAGGAUUUCGGUCCUCCGAGCCCCGCAGAAGGUCCCAGCAGGGAGUCCGAGACAGUUCACGUCCGCAGCAGCUGCAUAUCUGUCAUCAAGCACUCACCUCACACCCCUGAGACUCAGGGCAGCUUCAGGACCGCACAGGUGAAGCAGGAACCAGCAGAGACCAGCAGCUACGUGCAGGAGAGGAGCAGUCCGUAUGAGCUCUACAAGAAGUUCAUCUCCAGCCCUCUCUCCGGGGUCUUCUCACAGCCAGCCUCCUUCCUGCAGAUCACCAGAUCGUCCAGCAACUCCCCUCGGAGCUCAGAGGACGGCGCCGUGAGUAAGUCCUCAGACGGCGAAGAUGAGCAGCAGGUUCCCAAAGGUUUGACGCCGUCUGUAGCCGACCCCAGAAGCGUCAUCGUCUCCACCCACAGAGUACCAGAAACCGGUUCUUCAGCUUUGCCCCACAAACUCCGAAUCAAGGCCAGAACCGUCCAAAUCAAAGUGGAGGCCGUCGACCCCGAGUACGAGUCUCCAGGAAAACCCUCGACUCCUCACAGGGUCUCAGUGGGAGGGAGCUUCCCGACCCCUCAGGACUCCUCAGGGUUCCCCCAGUCCUCCUCGUGUCCUCUAUCCUUACAGGUCUCCGAUAUGCAGGACUGGACCCAGAGGACCGAGCAGUGGCACAAACCCAGCACAGAGACUCUGCAGAAAGGUAGCAGGCCGACCUCCAGUCUAAACAAACCCGCCACAGACCCAUCCUGUGCUCUCACGGAGGACUGGUACCUGAAACAGGGACUACCGGACCUGUCUGCACAGGUGGGCACUCUGAAAAGACUGAUCACAGCACAGCCGGGCUCCGUGAUAGAGUCCACUAAACACAGCGCCCUGCACCACGAGUCAGCGUCUGAAGAAAGCUUCUCUGAAUGACGUUUGUAUGUUUUGUACUUUCACUGUAUUUGCUGUUGCACUGUGUGGUUCGUGUUCGGGUUAAACCAUGUUUUCAUCACCACACAUUAAAAAUAAAACCUGAUUAGAGGAAGAGAGAGUCUCAGAUAGAAGUACACAAGGAUUUAAAGAGGUGUGUAAAACCACAGUCACAGGGCAAUCAUUUUUCUCUGACGUCAGAUGAUGUUUUCAUGUUGAACUGCUGGCUCACAGAUCAUUUAAACACUUAUUCUUUAUAUAAUGUUUUGUAUUUAAAUUUGUUGGUAUAAAUGAUUUCCCAAUCUGCUCCAGAGACCUGAGUUAAUCUUCUAAAGAUUGUUAAAGUUGUUCAGGCUCUCGUUACGCUAUCACAAAACAGCCUUUAAUUUAACCUUUUACAUUAAAAAAUUAGAUAAAAAUAUUAGAAAAACAGAUCAGCAAAAACUGUAUUUGCACGAGGCUGUAAACAUGCUGUAACAUUUUAACAUGAGGCUCUAUGGGGAUCGGCCCACUUGUGGACAGCCUCUAGUGGACACUUUAGGAACUGCAGGUUGCCGCUUGUUGCUGAUGUUUAGCUGAUGAAUUCGGCCUGAUCUCUCACUGGAUUUUAAUUAUACAUCGUCUUUUGUCACUGAACAAUCAAAAAGUGAUGAUGUGAAAACUGUUUGACUGAUUUCCGACAUUUUAGCUUAAAAUCAAAAAUGUUUGCAGAUUUAAAGCUCCUGUGAGGAGUUUUUAACUGGUUGUGAACCAGACAGAAAUUAAUUUCAGUAACUCUACUGAACCUACAAAUGCAGAUUACACCAUCAGAAUAUAGUCUAGUUACUUCCUUAAACUUAUUUUGAAUAUCUGAAACAGCUGGUGGGGGUAGGAGUCAGACUCCUUUAUAACAAUUUCCUCCACAAAGAAUCUCCAUUUUUAUUUUUAAAGACAACAAGAUGAGGUCUUCAUUGUGCUGGAAGUCACAGCCAACACAUUUUGAAAUAUAAUAUAUCAAGGAUAUAAGAGGAGCCACUUUGGGACAGGGUCUAUCAAAAGUCCCUCACCGGAGCUUUAAUUGUCUCACCUUCACAGUGACGUCAGAGGAAGAUGGCCUUCAGUUUCUCCAACAUUAACUUUGUCUUUCACUUGUUGCAGUCACCCAGUCACUCCAUUCACUUCUACCAUGUUGCUUCUUUGGCUGCUGUUCAUUCACGGUCGACUAAAAAUACAACUUCCUGAAGGUUUUCACAAUAAAAGCCCAGCAGGACUUUUAAGGAUUAUGUCCCUUAAGGAGGCCUUGAGUGAUAGUUUUAUUGACAGCAGCUUCAUGAGGGUGGAAAAGGCAAAGUUAGAGGAAGUGUAAUAAACUGGUUGAUGUUAAAUGUUUCAGGAAUAUGAAACGCUCGCUCUUAUUGGUCAGGCUGGUGCUGAAAGGUUCGUCCACGUUUAAAAUGUAAACAUAAAAACAACUCAAGCGAGGAGACACGGCUCAAUCACACCAGGUUAAUAAGAAUGAAGGCUUGUCUCAUAUUUACCUUUUAAUAAAUGUGUGUUUAUCACACUUGAGGAGCCUGAAUCAAGGAUUUCAGGGUGUUAUUUAAGAGUUCAUCACACAGCUAUCAGUUGUAGAAGGUUAUGGGCUGAGCUUAUACCUGUCCCUCACCAGCUGUCUCUUAGCUCAGCUCUGAUCAGGUUUAUGAAUAAAUGUUCAUCCGAGCUUUGCAGCUAAAGGCCGUUUAUGCCUUAAAACUGAAAUCUGUCAUGUUUAUUGUCGGUGGAGACGCAGAUCUCUCUCUGCUUUAGAGGAAUGAUCAGCUGCGUUUUAGUUCAUGUUUUUUUUUGUACAUGGCCAAUUUUUCAUAUAAUUUCUUUAAAAGUUUCCUGGAAGGAGCGAUGAAGUUUGGUGGAAUAAUGUAACAAACAGAUGCUUAACUUUUAUUAUUUAUUUUAUAAUAACUCACAACGCCUGUGCACAAGUUUCCCUUUAAAGUGAUAUUUUGUUGGUGUUUAUAAAUAUAUUAAAGAAUCACCCUUUUCCAAAAAGGCAUCAAAGAGUUCCUGACUUUAGCCGCUCUGAUGAAACUUCUAGUUCACUGUUUGCAGGAAAAGUAGAGAUGCACAGAGAAAUCACUCUCUGGAAGACCUUUAAUAGGAAAUUAUUUAAAGUUAGCAGCUGAUGCAUCAUAAACAUCCUAAUGCAGGUCAGCUGAGCAUGCACAGAUAUGUCAUCUGUCUGCAGAACAUUAGAUUUAAGACAAAUAAGCUUUUGCAUCAGAACCAUUGAGAUUCAAAGAUCCUUCAGGAAACUUUUAAGAUAACUUUAAAUGAUUUUAUUCUGCUCUCUCUGGUUUAUCAUUUAAAGCUUCAGACCUCCAUCCCUGCAGCUUUGUUGUGUUCAGGUUCAUUCUGAUGAUUCUGUCUCUAUGUGUCAGACAGAAGCGAGCUGAAACCUCCACAGACGCUGAGCUCCUCAUUCUUCCUCCGUCGUCUCUGCUCGAUCUCAAACAGGCAGAGACUUCUUCUUUGUGUGUUUUGCUUUUAGAGACGCUCUGCCUCCUUCACAGGCUCACUGUCCGCUGAUUAGACCUCGCUUCACUUUAUUUUAUUUUGUGGAUUUUUAAACUUUCAGGUUUAACCGAGAAUGUUGGAUGUUGGUUUUUGGGAUUGUGAGAAGCAUUCGAUGGAGCUGACGCAGUCUGACCUUCAGAGUUGAACCUUCACAGCUUUUGUAAAUGUAACAUUUAAUGUGAAAGGGGUUUCAUUACACAGCUUUUUCAUAGGAGUGUGCAUUUGAUGCUGAGGAUGAUAAGGAUGGUGAUGGUGGUGAUAACUCCAUGUGCAGCAGCCUGAAGUUUGGGUUUCUGUAUCUGAACACUUUUCUGAACUUUGUUGUAAUGGUGAGUUUUUGUUUACAAUAAAUGUCUUGUCACUGAA
This is a messenger RNA of Notolabrus celidotus (New Zealand spotty), 4548 nucleotides long. It is a transcript of the gene nfil3, whose product is annotated as nuclear factor, interleukin 3 regulated. Gene Ontology annotation, cellular component: nucleus. The coding region runs from base 319 to 1635 and encodes 438 amino acids. Gene Ontology annotation, molecular function: DNA binding; DNA-binding transcription factor activity. Lineage: Eukaryota; Metazoa; Chordata; Actinopteri; Labriformes; Labridae. The record is from RefSeq and is a predicted model, not a curated record. The transcript is spliced from 2 exons. Gene Ontology annotation, biological process: DNA-templated transcription; regulation of DNA-templated transcription; circadian rhythm.